CAGUAAGGCACAGUGAUAGGGCAAUUCCGUUCUUGAUUGACUUAUUUAAAAGGUCCAAUGUUUCUGUAUACAGGAUAUAGAAUGGGACAGUCUGCCGAAGAAUGAAGUCUGUUAUUUUAUUUUGCGUACUGUCGAAAGCACUGUCGGUCAACGUCGUGGCGAAUGGAGACACGACGUCGGUCUUCGGCGAAGACUCAUCGUUCAGCUGCACCCUCGCGGAUUUGACAGGUGUUCUACAGGUAACUUGGCAGAGGUUGUUUUCAGACGACUCCGUGGAGAACUUGGCAACAUUUAGUAAACGAUUUGGAACGCAAAUCAUCAGCCCACACCAAGGCAGGGUACUUCUCACCAAGGCAUCUCUCAACUCAACGUCUAUAAUCGUAAAGAACGUAACAUGGAACGACGAGGCUUGCUACAUAUGUAGCUUUAAUGUGUAUCCAAGUGGAUCUAUACGGAAGCAGACCUGCCUCACUGUACAAGGUAUAUCUGAAGUGAAAACCGCAAAGUCACAGACUCCCCCUCAUCCUGAGACAGGCGCAGAAGUUGUAGUGUCAUGCUCAGCCACGGGAAAACCAGCUCCUGUAAUCACCUGGACUACGUCAGCCUACACAGAGCCGAGCCAGAGAACAGUUUUGAAUGGCGACCAAACAGCCACCACUACAAGCAACCUCACUCUUCGCCUGUCGCCACAGUCAGAGGGCUUUGUGGACUGUCUUGUAAACAAUGGGACGAAAGGACAAAAGCAUGAGAGGAUCCUGCUGCCCAUCAUCCAUGAAGGGCAGACAGAGAAUGACAAGGAUGACGGCCGGUAUCAUGGUGUGAUUGUAUUGACAAUCAUCCUCUGCAUUCCUUUUCUCUUGCUCAUUUCUUAUGUCAUAAAGAGGAUACUAAAAGGUCAAUCUGUAUCAUGUUGUGUAAAAGGAAAAGUAAUUGUGUAAAAAUGUGGCCAGCUCAUCUAAUACAACUGGAUGUGGAAUGUACUAAUCUAAUAAUAGUGUUUACGUACCUUUGUGUGGAUAUAUUUCAAGUUUUAAAUAAGUAAAUAACUAUGGGUUAAUGCUUUGCUAGUUAACAACUGAUGCAGACAUAAACAAACCUAUGUAUAAUCCACUUCAUAGUCAUAGAUGAACUAGUUUACGUAUCUGAGUGAUGGUUGGGAUAUAUUGAAAGUGACCUGUUGAAGGCUUGGUGAUGCCAUUAUCAUUACCGUUUUGAUGAAUAGUGGAAUCUGUCACAGAUCAUAGAAUGAUAAAGUGAGUCCACCUUAAGCUUAUGUUAAAGCUGUAGCGUAAUUUACUGUUAAAACAGAUAAGAUAGUUACAGUGUUUUUGUUAUUAUAUUAUAAUAUCAACAGUAAUGAUUGUAUGAUCUGUCUUCCGUAAUGUUGGUUAUUGGAUGAAUACAUUUCUCAUUGCUUGGACAGUGAUGCAGCCUGGCAACAAAAGGUGUUUAUCAUCUGUCACCCUCAACCAGGUAACCAAGACAACGAUUGAACAGCUCCCCCUUGUGGCAAAUACAUGUAAUAGUUCUUUGUCUUAUCGCCUCAGAUCUGAGUUCUAAAAUGUUUAGCAUUUGAUUAUAUCGAGACAAACUUACUAUUUUAUUGUUGAUUAUUGAAAAUGUUGAAUUAUCAUUUCUAAUUCAAUACUCAACAUUAUUUGCACUUUUUGCACUUUAUUUACACUGUCAUUGCAUAAGUAUAGUUUCCUAUUACUUAACGUUUCUUCUAAACAUUUCAGUACAGUGUAGUUUACUUUUAUGUAAUAAUCUUAUAUUUUAAUGUGCAAUAUGCUCCUUAUUUUUCCUUCUCAUAUUUAAAAAUAUUUAAUGUUUUCAUUGUAAAUGUAUAUUUGUGCAUUUAAAUCCAUAAAAUGCAAAUACUUCAAUGUAAGAUGGACAUAUGAAUGUAU
Messenger RNA from Osmerus eperlanus (European smelt), 1910 nucleotides. Its product is annotated as OX-2 membrane glycoprotein-like. Lineage: Eukaryota; Metazoa; Chordata; Actinopteri; Osmeriformes; Osmeridae. The record is from RefSeq and is a predicted model, not a curated record. Gene Ontology annotation, molecular function: cell-cell adhesion mediator activity. The coding region runs from base 102 to 938 and encodes 278 amino acids. Gene Ontology annotation, biological process: heterotypic cell-cell adhesion; negative regulation of neuroinflammatory response. The transcript is spliced from 4 exons. Gene Ontology annotation, cellular component: cell surface; axon; neuronal cell body.